ACGUUAUCUACGCUUUAUACAAAUACGCAUAUUCUCAUAAAUUUUUUCCAGUUUGGCAACACUAAUUGAAAGCUGUCAGGAACAGCUGUUUAUCGUUGAAAAAACAAUGACAAGUUCUUCAUACUGCCAAUAAAAUAUAAUACAAGAUAAUUCAAAUAAGUGUAAACAAAAAGAGCGGCGUAACAAUUUAUUAUAAAUCGGUCAUCGAUAUACAAUAUAUCACAAUAAGUAGACUUGAAGUCGUUAAUAUGAAAUUGAGUGACAUAGGAUCUAAAAUGUGUCGUAUAUGCUUGACGCGUACUUCUAAGCUGCGAUCCCUAUAUGAGCCAUUGGACGAAGGCGAAGAAGCGCCGAAUGAAAUGUUGCGUCUCAUUGCAGGCAUAACGCUGGAAAAGGCGAAUAUCUGUGAAACAUUGCCGAAAUGUAUUUGUAAGAGUUGCGAGUUAUCACUUAGUUUGGCCUACCAGUUUCGAAUUAAGGUCCUACAUACACAUCAGAUAAUUGAAGCCUAUCGUAAGCAAGAAAGGAGUGGCAACGAAAUCGAUGAAAAAGUAAACCGAUCCCUUGAAACUUCUGUGAAAGUUGAGUUCGAGGACUUGGUCCACGAAAGUGCGGCGGUGGAAGAGAUUUACCUCAAUGAAGACAUUUUAAGUAAUAGCAGAGAUAUGAAAGUAGAAAUGUUGGAAAUGUCAUUUUCCGACAUUGAUGAUAUUAACAUGGGAAAUGAAGAGCAGGAAAAUCUAGAAAUAAAUGAAGACGAAUGCAAACCAGAGUACUUGGACGAAUUUUAUACCGAAAGUAAUGUAAUAACUAGCAUGUCCGGAACAGAGUUACAACACUUGGAUGUAAGUCCAGAUAAUAAAAGCGUAAAAGAAUUAUGUGUUACAGAGAAUACCUCAGCAACUACGAAUAAAACCGAAGAAUGUGAUAAUACAGUAAGCUCUGGGUUGUGUGCAAAAGACGUAGAAGAUAAAAUGUCGUUCACAAGAGGUCCCUAUAAGAAAAAGAUUAAAUCCAAUGAUAAUAAAAAGUAUAUUUGUGAUGUUUGUGGUAAUAUUUUUGCUAAACGUGGUCGCAUGACAGAGCAUAGACGAAGGCACGACAAAGAGUUGCGUUAUGCUUGCGAAAUCUGCGAUAAACGGUUUCAUCUCCGCGAGCAUUUGCGCAAACAUAUGUACCAACAUAAAGGUGGCAAGCCAUUUAAAUGUUCCUUCUGUAGUAGAACAUUUUUCUAUGAAAGUGUAAAGAAGGCACAUGAAGCCAUACAUAGCGGCGUCAAACCCUACGUUUGCGAUGUGUGCAAUAAAGCUUUCGCAUAUCAACAUGCGCUUGGUAAACAUAAACUAAUACAUGCUGACAUCAAAUUUUAUCACUGUGAAUAUUGUGACAAGGAUUUUCGCUUGCAACAUCACUUGAAACAGCAUAAGGAGACGAAGUCGCAUCAAAGCGCCGUACGUGCUCUAGAUAUGGAGGAUAAAAAAUAUGAGGAAGAAAGAUGCGAAGAACAAAUAUUUCAAGGAGGAUAUGUGGAAGAAAUAUAUCAGGACGGAAUAUAUCAGCAAGAAGGCGUCAAGGAUCAAUAUGCUAUUGACGCAACACCAGCAGGUCUAAAUCAAUUAGUGGAUCAGAUAAUGAAUUAGUUUACAGAAUUUUAGGCAUAUACUCUUUAUUUAUGUGAGCAGUCUUAAUUUUAGAAAUAGAGAUAUAUGUAAGCGAUUUAAUCCAACAUUAACUGGAGUUACUGCAAAAACGAA
Molecule: messenger RNA, 1754 nt
Organism: Bactrocera oleae (olive fruit fly)
Lineage: Eukaryota; Metazoa; Arthropoda; Insecta; Diptera; Tephritidae
Gene: Zif
Product: Zinc-finger protein
Biological process (GO): regulation of transcription by RNA polymerase II
Cellular component (GO): nucleus
Molecular function (GO): zinc ion binding; DNA-binding transcription factor activity, RNA polymerase II-specific
Source: RefSeq, a predicted model, not a curated record